AUGGUAACGUGGGCGCUGAAGUAUUUUGUUCGCGUAGUCCGAUGGUCGACAGAAGCAUUCCUAAUUUGGCCCACACGGCCACUUUUUGACUAUGCCACCUCAUUGCAUUGUGUUCCCAUAAGCGGCACAUUUAUUACUUCGGUUCUGCUCUGCUUCUACGGGUUCCCACUUUUCUGGUCUACCGCCAUGGUUGCUGUCGGGUUUAUCAUCUCCGGUGUGUUAUUUCUUGUGAGCCCUCUUCCACUAUUGAAACCCAUUGGCGGUCGCUAUAGCGUGGGCCUUGUGCAUAUGAACGGCUGCCGUUCCCAAUCCAUACCACCAGUAGCUGUGUUUUAUCCUACUAAUAUGGUCCCAGAGAAAAAGGGACUACCGUAUGUCCCGUUUGGAGAUGACCGUUUUCUUCGGGGCGUGGCGGCGUAUGCAAACGUGCCAUUUUUCUUCAUAAGGGAUUUCUCCUUUGUUCGCAUCAGUGCGUCCCGAAACGCGGUGCCCGCCGCUUUGCUCAACCAAUAUGAGAGAGUGCCACCUAUUGUUGUGUUCAGUCACGGUCUUGCCGGAUACCAUUUGUUCUACAGUUGCUUUGCGUUGGAUCUUGCGGCGCGGGGUGCAAUCGUGAUUUGUCUUGGCCAUUGCGACAAUAGUGCUUCUUUCAUGCGUGACAGUAGCGGUAAGGAAAGUGAAGUUCCGCUCAAGGACUAUGGAUGGGAGGUACCCGCACGUGAAGCCCAAGUUGCACAAAGGGUAAGCGAGGUGAGGGGAACACUUCAACGCCUAACGGAAAAGGACUUUUGGACAACUUUGGGCUACAUUAAUUCAGAUAUUGACAAGUUUCUUAGCAAACCGUUGCAGGUACAUCUUGCGGGUCAUUCAUUUGGCGGUGCCACUGUACUCGCGGCUGCAUUAGAAGAGAACCAAAAUCCCGUGAAGGGAGUCAGCGUAAAGAGCGUGUAUACGUUUGACCCAUGGAUGGUACCAAUACAAAAUGAACAUUUUUGCAACCCGCUUUCUGAUGGCCGUAAAUCCUAUACUGUUCCAACGGUUACUGUGCAUUCAGACGACUGGGUAAAAGAUUCUGAGAGUUGGGAAUUCUUUAAAAGGAUGAAAGCGCUGGUGUUAGAACAAUCUGCAUAUGCUUCGCUCAAUGAAGUGGAGAAACAAGCGCUCUUUGGUAUUGUGGUCACGAAGAAUACGAACCACCUUUCUCUUGUAGAUGUCUCUGUACUCAGUCCCGUCAUGCAUGGAAAUAUCUGGGCCACAGUGUCACCGCGAGUACAAAUUAUGGAGUGGUGUAAUGCACUUCUUCGCUUCGCAAAGCAAAAUACCGAAGUGUGUUCAACGUGUUAG
Molecule: messenger RNA, 1344 nt
Organism: Trypanosoma brucei brucei TREU927
Lineage: Eukaryota; Euglenozoa; Kinetoplastea; Trypanosomatida; Trypanosomatidae
Product: phospholipase A2-like protein, putative
Exons: 1
Coding region: 1-1344 (447 amino acids)
Molecular function (GO): 1-alkyl-2-acetylglycerophosphocholine esterase activity
Source: RefSeq, a predicted model, not a curated record